AUGCCGCCGUGCGUCUGCAGGAGGCGAACCAAAACGGACCACUUUCUCACGUCAUUAGGGGUCCCGUUCGAGCGAGGAUACCUCUUUAGCUCUAAUGUUACCCGGUUUGACUUUCGGACUGGGAAGGCCGUGCCAUCCCUCGGCAACUCGACGGAGGGCCUCACCAACUGGGCGACGUUCUUGACGCAGCAUCCAUACUUGCGGGUCGGGAUCGACCUGCCCGACCCUGUGCCCGAGGAACUGCUGUUGCCGUUUGGCGAGUUCCUCGAAAAAUACAAAAUCGGUGCGGCGGCGGAGUUCGUCAGUCUCAACAACCAGGGCAUGGGCGAUUGGCUGCGUUACCCGGCCCUCUACCACCUGAAAUACUUCAGUCUCGAGACUCUGAUGGGCUAUGCACAGCAGAAAUUUAUUUUCAUUGCGAAUCGCAACACGAGCUCCGUGUAUAGCGCAGCAGCAGCCAGAAUUGGAUCAGCAAAUAUUCUGUACAGCGGUCGAGUUGUCCAAACCACCCGCGCUGGAGACGGAGACGGUACGCCCCACACGCUCGUUGUGCAGACCCCCCAGGAGCCCGUGGUGGUGGUGGCGAAGAGUCUUCUGCUAGCCAUGCCUCCAACCGAGUCAAACACGGAGGUGUUGGCUCUGGAGCCCAUCGAACAGCAACUUGUGCAACAGUGGAAACAUUCCUACUAUUAUGCGGGGGUCGUUAGAGUUACCGGACUCCCAGAGGAUAUGGUUAUUUACAACCGAGGCCUGAACACCCCUUUCUCCCUGCCCCCUCAUCCCUGCCUUUACGUCAUAAAUCCCGUAGGAGUGCCCGGGCUACGACAGGUGGUGUACGGGAGUGACACACCGCUGAGCGAGGGAGACGUCAAGGCGGCCAUUGCAAGGGAUAUUGUCGGGCUCCGUCGAGCGGGCUAUACCAAAGUCAGAGAACCCCAAUUCCUGGGUUUUACCGAUCACAGUCCCUACUCACUUUCAGUGGAACCUGAGACAAUCCGGGACGGGUACUACCGCCAGUGGAACUCGGUCCAAGGUCACCGUAAUACAUGGUGGGUAGGCUCGGCCAUGGAGUGCGCCAACUCGGGGGCAAACUGGAGGUUUGUUGACAAGAUCUUGGCACGGAUUGGGACGAUGUGA
Molecule: messenger RNA, 1137 nt
Organism: Aspergillus candidus
Lineage: Eukaryota; Fungi; Ascomycota; Eurotiomycetes; Eurotiales; Aspergillaceae
Product: amine oxidase, flavin-containing superfamily
Exons: 2
Coding region: 1-1137 (378 amino acids)
Source: RefSeq, a predicted model, not a curated record